Messenger RNA from Phacochoerus africanus (Common warthog), 936 nucleotides. Its product is annotated as olfactory receptor 6C2-like. Lineage: Eukaryota; Metazoa; Chordata; Mammalia; Artiodactyla; Suidae. The record is from RefSeq and is a predicted model, not a curated record. Gene Ontology annotation, molecular function: G protein-coupled receptor activity; olfactory receptor activity. Gene Ontology annotation, biological process: G protein-coupled receptor signaling pathway. Gene Ontology annotation, cellular component: membrane.
AUGAGAAACUAUACAAUAACCACCUUCAUUCUGCUGGGACUGACAGAUGACCCUGAGCUGCAGGUUCUGAUUUUUAUCUUUCUAUGUCUCACCUACACGAUGAGUGUAACUGGGAACCUGACCAUCAUCACACUCACCUUUGUGGAUUCCCACCUGAAAACACCCAUGUACUUUUUCUUAAAAAAUUUCUCUUUCUUAGAAAUCUCAUUCACAACGGCCUGUGUUCCCAGAUAUUUGUAUAAUAUAGCAACAGGUGACAAUAUCAUCACAUAUAAUGCUUGUGUCGUCCAAGUGUUUUUUACUGACCUCUGUGCAGUAACAGAAUUUUUCCUCCUGGCCACCAUGUCCUAUGACCGCUACGUGGCCAUCUGCAAACCCCUGCAUUAUGUGGCCAUCAUGAGCAGCAGAGUCUGCCAGAGGCUUGUUUUUUGCUCUUGGGUGGCGGGAUUGUUGGUCAUAAUCCCCCCACUCAGCCUGGGGCUAAAUCUGAAAUUCUGUGACUCAAAUGUUGUUGAUCAUUUUCUCUGUGAUGCUUCUCCUCUCCUCAAGAUAUCAUGUUCAGACACCUGGUUCAUGGAACCAACUGUUUUCAUCUGUGCUGUGCUGACCCUCAUUUUGACUCUUAUGUGUGUGAUUCUAUCCUAUAUGUAUAUCAUGAAGACAAUUUUAGGAUUUCCAUCUGCCCAACAAAGAAGAAAGGCCUUUUCCACCUGUUCUUCCCACAUGACUGUGGUUUCCAUCACUUAUGGCACAUGCAUGUUCAUCUAUAUGAAUCCUACAGCCAAGGAAAAAGUGACUAUUAAUAAAGUGGCUUCACUACUCAUUUCUUCCAUUUCACCUACAUUAAAUCCAUUUAUUUAUACACUGAGAAAUAAGCAAGUGAAGAAAGCCUUCAAUGACUCGAUAAAAAGAAUUGCAUCAUUAUUUAAAAAGUAA